AUGGCCAACAUGCACACUGAUCCAUCAUUUCAUCGAUCCUUGUUUCUCGAGCAGACCUUCAUCGACAGUCCCAGAUUCGGACACUCCAACAAGUUUUCGCACCUCUUCAAUGAUGCUAGGAGAGACGAUUAUUUGAUCGGGAUCAGCACUGUCGCUCUGAUCUUGGCGUGCAUCUUUCUCUGCUGGUUGCUAUUCCUCUUGAUGCUGAAAUGCUGUGGCGGAAAGAGUCGAGUUGGAUUCCUCUCUGGCGCACAGUAUGAUGCAACCACUCCCACAGGAGACGUGAAUAGACGACCCACACGAGGAAGAGUAGUGUUUGGGCUUAGUGCCAUUGGAAUGAUUACAUUCACAAUGCUCAUGGUCUUCCUUGGUCUUCCAGGGUUGGAAAAUAUGUCUAGUGACCUGUCUGAUGGGGCUGAUCUUGGAGCAGAUAUUCUAAGGGAUGGAGAGACCGCGACAGGCGCCUUCGUCGCAGGCAGUAGGCGAAUUUUGGCAACCCGAGAUGUGGCGGUCGAAAGCUUAAAACUUGCUUUCAGGACGGGGAAAACAAUUGCUCCGGCGGCUGAAAUUGUGGACCCCCUUUUAUUAAACUCGACUGCAACGACCAAUGCCACAAAUGCCACCGAAUCAUCCCCAAAUCAUCUCAAUUUCGCUGUUCAAAACAAAGUGCGAAGAGUUCUGGACAGUCUGGAAGCGAUCAACGAAACAGCACAAAAGGAGGGAAGCGAUUUGAUCGACACUCUCGAAGCUGGUGAAGAGAGAUUUCGUACGCUUUCUGAUUCGCUGGACGACGUUGACUUGAUGACUCUCCAAAUCUCCAUGGGGGUUGGUUUGAUUCUGCUACCCUUUGUCCUCCUUCUCAUUAUGAUUGCAGUUGCGUCGGGAGUCAAAAACAGCUGCUUGCAGUGCUUUACGUUUUUCUUGAUACCCCUAUUUGUUGCAUUGAUCCUGUUCUUACUCAUAAUGACAGCACUGGCUGCUAUCAGUGGAAUCCUUAAUGCAGAUUUCUGUCAUUCCGGAUUUGACAACACACAUGACUCGACACUAUUGGAGAUCCUGACUCAAUCUGGUUCUGAUAGAGAUUCCUUUGCAUUCAGAUCAACUACAUAUGUUUUACGGAAUUGUGUACCUCCUACCGAACCCAUUGCCUAUCCGCUCGAUUUCAUGGAAGCAUUUGAGACGAAAAUACGCGUAGCGGUGGAGAACGUCGCAACACUGUCAGAGGAGAUUGAAACUCUUGGGGUGGAGAAACUUUCUCAAGAUUUGAAGUUCGACGUGGCAUCGAUGCAAGAGGAGCUGGCAACGUUUGAAGAGAGAGUGGCUGAGAGCAUUGAGACAGUGGGAUAUGCUUUGGCAGACCUUGGAUGUGAACGGCUGAGGGAAAUCUACGACAUAGCAAUUGGAGAGGCCAUUUGCGACUAUACAGGAGUUCUGUGGACAUUUUUUUCGUUCCUUGCAAUGACGUUUUUUGCCUGUCUCAUGCUGACCUUCCGAGCCGUCCUAUUCCCGGUUUCGUCGCAUCUUCCUGUCGUUGGUAGUGAUGAGCUUGAAAACUCAGCAAAGGAUAAGGGCGAAGAAGACGACAGUAAGGAUUCUGAGGGCACCGGAACGGGGGCUGAACCAAGCGCGGAUGAAUUCAUGGAUGAACCAGAGGGAGACGAACCAGAGGGGUCAACUAAUGAGGACCAGGGAGAGACAGAACGAGGGGAAGAUGGUGAUCCAGAACCAUCGCCCGAAUAUGCAGUUCCAGUGAUUGUAAAGGGUGUGGGCUUUGAUGAAGAUCCAGACCCAUCUGGGACAGGGAUAGUGGUGAUACCUCAGCCGCCUGGAGCAGAAUUUGAUUGCAUCAUUUGGGUUUAG
Seminavis robusta is the source of this 1860-nucleotide messenger RNA. NCBI's taxonomy places the organism in Eukaryota, Bacillariophyta, Bacillariophyceae, Naviculales, Naviculaceae. The record is from the annotation of a GenBank genome assembly.